Uranotaenia lowii is the source of this 5637-nucleotide messenger RNA. RefSeq lists its product as uncharacterized. Lineage: Eukaryota; Metazoa; Arthropoda; Insecta; Diptera; Culicidae. The transcript is spliced from 6 exons. Gene Ontology annotation, cellular component: plasma membrane. Gene Ontology annotation, molecular function: neuromedin U receptor activity. Gene Ontology annotation, biological process: neuropeptide signaling pathway. The coding region runs from base 1289 to 3928 and encodes 879 amino acids. The record is from RefSeq and is a predicted model, not a curated record.
CGGUUUUACAACUUGGACCACGUGUUGCUGCUCCCCAACAACGUUCGUCGAAGCGAAGAGUGCUGGCUGUUGUACGGCAAUGCGGAAGGUCGUGCGUUGUCUGCGUCUGUUGAGGAAGCGGGAGAAGGCACAAAGUAAGAAGAAGAAGAAGCGCGACGUUUUGGCAAAGUCAACGGUUACUGUGAUCCAACCACAGGCAGGAGACGUGUUUCAGUUUCAUCGCAGCCGUUGCUCGGAAAGCACACACCUUUCGGGUCGAAGUUCGGUUAGUGUAACGGAACGCGCCACGAUGUAAGGAAGGGAAAAUUUUUUCUUUGCAAAAACCUCCAACGGUUACGGAUACGCAAGUCGUGCUCGAUGCGCCUCGACGCCUGAAGCUGUGUAUGGAUUAUAAGUGAUUGUGUUGGCUGACUUACGUCGAGUGAUUUCUUUUGUGAAACAUUGGAUAUCAUACGCCUCGUGGUCAUCGCUAGAGAGCGGAAAUGGAUUCAAGCUCUGUCGGUUUGUAACGGAUAUCUAGCACCACCAUUCUAGUUGAUUUUUUUCCGAUUGGAACCAGCACACGCUUUCCAUGGGAAUAAAAAUGUCAUACGCGUGUCGCUGCCAUUGAAAAUCAUUGCGUGGAAUCAGAGAAUUUAGUGGAUAACGCUACAGUGGAUAUUUUUCUUCCGUCGUCGUUGGUCUUCGGGAAACAAUAUUGUGUGUGAAUACAAAUGUGAGAAAACUUUUGCAGCUCAGUAGUUUUUCUGCAAUGUAACCUUAUCAUUUCGAAAUACUAAUGGAAAAGGUUCAAAUAAAUGCAACUGAUGCUCAAAUUGAUGUGUGAAAUUAUAAAAAAGUGAGAAUCGGUGUUUUUGAGUCCUUUUUUCUCAUCAAAAUAGUGCCAAUUAAUGUUAACUGAAGCAUAAAAAUAAUUUAUGUUUAGUCUCCGUGUCAUGUUCAAGAAGCAAAGAAAAAAAUUAAUCGAAACAAAAGGAAUAAAAAAUCAACGAAUCGGUUUCAAAACUUCUACCUGGCGAACGAGUUUAAGGAUCGGAUAACUGUACAGCUUGUCCCGAUUAAUAAUUUCAUCUCAGAAUCAUAGAGACGCAAGGAUCAGUAGAACAAGUUAUAAAGUGCAUUUUGGAGCCACCUGCGGCAAAAGCAUCAUUCAAACUUCUUCAGAACUGUGACAGACUUUACGGAGUCGAGCUCAAAAUGUCAUCGAGUGCAAGGGCUGUAAAUUCUUUCGGCGCAAAUUGAUGCCACUAGGAGCCGGCUGACAGGACCAGCAAAGUUUAUUGAUGCAAUGUUCGGUUUCAACGAAUCGUCGAUAGAUGUCCCCCGGCCAUUCCAUAAUGGUACAGAACUGUUCACCACUGUGAUACUCAGUAGCAUAAAUACGUCGCUCGAGCUGAUGAAUGAUUCCCUGUCGCUGGGAAGUCAACAGAAUAAUCAACAACAGCAGCACCUCCAGCACCCGCACCGCCACCAUGAUUAUCCUUCAGGAAGGUCGGCACAUGACAUCUUCCAGCGGCAGCAAUUGGACGACCCCACGAUGACGGUGGACGAUGGACGAAGUUUAUCUUUUAAUUACAGCAGCAUCCUCACGGGUGCUGGCUCUCGAGGCAGUCCGAUGGGUUCCCUGCCGGGACUACUGGAAGAUGAGGAACCGUUUGACAAUCUAACGGCAAUUUAUGGCCCGAAACGGGACCCGUUAUAUGUGGUCCUCCCAAUCACUAUUAUCUAUGUGCUAAUUUUCGUGACUGGAGUUAUUGGAAAUAUCAGCACGUGCAUCGUGAUAUCGAAGAACAAAUCGAUGCACACGGCCACCAAUUACUAUCUGUUCAGUUUGGCCAUCUCGGACUUUCUGCUGCUGAUUUCCGGCGUCCCGCAGGAAAUAUACUUCAUCUGGAGCAAGUAUCCGUAUAUCUUCGGCGAAGUGUUCUGCGUGGUCCGGGGCAUCGCCGCAGAAACGUCGGCCAACGCGACGGUCCUGACGAUUACGGCCUUCACCAUCGAGCGGUACGUGGCCAUCUGUCAUCCGUUCCUGUCGCACACCAUGUCAAAGCUGUCCCGGGCGAUACGCUUCAUCUUCGCCAUCUGGUUCGUGGCCAUCGUUUCGGCCGUGCCCCAGGCCCUCCAGUUCGGAGUCACCGAUCAAUCCGGAGUGGAUCAGUGCGUCGUAAAGCGGAUAAUCAUUCAUCACUCGUUCGAACUGUCGACGUUCAUAUUUUUCUUCGCCCCCAUGACGCUGAUAACGGUGCUGUACGCACUGAUCGGAUUGAAGCUGCGGUCCUCGACAAUGAUGCAACGGGAUGGGACGCUGCAGCGGAGGAACAACACCUGCCCGGUGGCCAACAGGCAGCAGGGCUCGACCAGCCAGGGCACCAGGCGAGUGCUUAAGAUGCUGGUGGCCGUCGUAGUGGCGUUCUUCAUCUGCUGGGCCCCAUUCCAUGCCCAGCGACUGGUGUACAUCUACGGCGUCGACAAAGAUCACCAACCCACGGAUCCGCUGAUUCUGAAACUGUUUGUUGUCACCACCUACAUAUCGGGCAUCCUGUACUACCUGUCCACCUGCAUCAACCCGCUGCUGUACAACAUCAUGAGCAACAAAUUUCGGCAGGCGUUCAAGGAGACGCUGGCCCACGGCUGUCACGUUCCUUCGCGCAAAUCACGCCACGGCAAAGAGCGCCGACCAUACCGAAUUCUGCCCCGACGGGAGCGACGUUCAGCUGCAAACAAGGACUCUUCUGAAUUCUCAGGCAAUUCCAUUAAAGACGACAGCAUUUACUCGUCCUCUACUCAAAAGCAAUCCAUCGACUCCGUAGCGAUGUCCCGCGGCCAAUCGAUGAAGCGCUACAGUGGCGGCCAGCAACAGUCGUCUUCGAUGCUGGAGAGUACCGCGUUUGAACCGUCCCGGAUCAUGGUCACAUCGGCAGCCCAUCUGAAUCUCUACACGGAGCAGGAGGAGCUCUGCCUCAAUAUCUUCCCCUCGACCGGUACUUGUCGGUCUCGGUCCUCGGAAAAUCUCUCCCAUAUCAGCAUUCAACUGAACCGGGUAAACAUUCCGGAGGAAACGACAACGGCGAGUGCGGCCAUUACUGGGAGCCAAUCUAAAUAUCGCCACACUUGUGGCUUCCCGCAGCAACAUCAACCGAUUCCAUUUUCGACCACGUCGUUCGAUGAGAGCUUGGAAAAAUCUUCUUUCGUAACGAAACGACGUCGCAGCAAGCGAUGGCAGAAGAAGCUAGUCCAGAGUGAUAUUUGUACUACCAAGGCAACCGAAGGCAGAGAUGGGUGCGUUGCUUCUGACAGUGCUGCUGCCAACUUGGAUGUGAUCUACAGCAACCGGCAGGGAGAGAUAAAAAUAUUUAUUAAACAUAUAAACCACCACCAUCGCAGAAGCCGUUUGCGGUUCUGGCGCUACUUUCAGCACGUGUUGUCGACGUCUGCGUCUGCAUCUUCGUCAAAUGCGUCGCCGUCCGAACCGUCGGCGAAUGUUUCCGUCACUUCCGGUAGCAGAACAACCAGACAGCGUCCUACGGCGGUUCACUUCUACAGUCCGGUUCUUUGUUCUACCUCCUACAACAACAACAACAACAACAACAGCAGCAGCAACGGGAUAGUCCACAAUGGCAUCGGCGGAAAUGAAAUCGGCUGCAGCGCCCUCGGUGCGGACCAAUGUUUGGUGUCUGCCCUCGUCGAAAAUCGUCAUCAUAAUCAUCAACAAAAUCCGAUGGAUCAUCCUAAUCUGGCCCAACAAGCAACAAGCACCACAAGCACAAAUGCCACAAUGAAAGCAGCAGGAUCAGGAGCAGGAGGAUUUCAGGCAUCCGUAAUGGAUCCAUUUCCGCCGAACCACUUCCGCCCCCAGGAAGACGAUCUGGAUGCGUACAUGAAGGAGAUUGAGCAGCGGGCAAACAAAAGCUCUUCGCCCAAUCCCUGAACGUGCUCUAUGCUGCUGCCAUUCUACCGGCAAUGACUGGAUCUUCUUUUGCUUUUGGUUUUUGAUCUGAAUAAAGAAGCGCAUUGUGUAGAGAACAGAAAAUCGGCUCAACGCGGAAGAUUCUUCCGGGAAAAAUCUGUGGCGUUUAGGUAUCCUACCUAUAAAAGGAAGGAAAAAUAUCCUUCCCAAGAAAAAAAAAUGACCAACAAAUUUUUAAGACCAUCCCCACCAUGAGUGAGAUGAUGAUGUUUCUUAUCGUUGCCUAGUUAAGGUUUCUAAAUGUUUUCCAAAUUUACGGAUUGCCCUUUCAGAAUAAGCGACGGAUAGAUAAGCAAAACGAAAAUAUGUCGGCUUAAUGCUUGCUAGGGGGGACGAUUUUGGAAAAACCACCUUUUAUCCUUUUUCGUUCCCGGUACCAUAGAGAGAUGAUUAUCAAUUCGGUGAUGAAUGGAACGACAAGCUUCUCGUGACUUUGUGAGGUUACAUUUUCUGGUAAUUUUGGCUGUUAAUUAUCUUUUUCCUCCUACUUUUUAAUAGUUAGUUCAAAACUCAACUGAGUACUUUUGAGUAAAUGGAAUGUGAGUAAUAUACCGGAGAGCUCUCGAUAAACUAAUUUCGUCCGAAACCUAUACAGCUUUCUACUAACGGCGCUAAACCACGAGUCGGACCGGGGUAAACAAAAACUGGCAUUUUAGAUUCCAGUAGUUUGUCGGAAAACCGCCAAAACCGAAACCGAAACCGUGCGUACCAAUUGUAUGGAAUCAGUUAGUCUCAAUUACUAACCAAAUCAAAGUUUUCCAGAGAAGUGACUAGGGUUGGUUGAAGCCUAAAAAUUUUAAACAGCAGCAAAUGCAUCGACGAAAAAGUUUUUCCAUGUUGGGAAUGACCCGGGAGGUUUAGCUUAUUCCGGCCGGAUGCUUCACCCAACGGAAAAUUUAAUAGAAACGGACGAAAAAAUAUCGCCCAAACCAUCCGUAAGCUGGCUUGCUUCCUGUCUACUUUUUUUUUGCGGCAGAUGGGGCUUAGGAUUUUUUUUGGGAAUCUCGGUAAUCUAAACACAGUUUCGCGAUGGCAAUUAGGAUUAUACGAUCUAGAUAUUUUGUCCAAAUGGAGAUUUUUACGCUGUGGAAGCCACUGCAACCUGGGGGUAUUACGUAAGGUUGAUUCUUAUGAACGAAAGUGAAAAUCAGAAGCUUACACUUUUCAGAGGUUGUUUGAAUCAGUGUUCCGAAAACCAAUCAAAAGAAACACACGGGAUUCGCUUCGCUUCUUGUUGGAAAGUUACAGCUGCUUGAAUUUCGAGUACCGACUUUUUUUAAUUGAUUAGCUCCUGGAGUUGUCUUUUUCAUUUUUCCAAAAUCGUCUCUCCUCAAACGAAGAGAAGUGGCUUUAGUAAUUUAAGGUUGGCGAAAUGAAUCGUCGGAACUACUAAGAGUCUAAUAGGGUACAAAUAAGUCACUAAGUGAUAUUGUGAAUGUCGGCUUAAUUGAGAGGCAAUCGAUGAUGUUAGGAGGGACAACGAAAACAGCAACAACAAAACAAAAAAAAACGAGAACUAAACAAUCAUUUUUUAUUGUUCGAUCGAUCGAGGCAAGGCUGUGCUUAGAAAAUACAAUGUAUAUGAAUGUUUCUGAAAUUUAUUGAAAUAAAUGAGAGCAUUUAACAGUGAUGUGUUUCCAUGUUUGACAGAGUCUUUAGAAAUCAAUCAA